AUGGGGAACGAGGCCAGCCUGGAGGGACAGGAGGGACAGGCGGGACAAGCGGGACAAGCGGGACAAGCGGGACAGGCCGGCCCCGGCGUCCCCGCGGCGGGGGCUCCGGCUUCCAUUUCAGCACCAGCGGACUGUGGACAGCUCCUCAAGCCCAGCAAUGGGGCUGGACCCGGCCCGGGGAUUAACAGACCACCGCCAUCAGACCCAGGGCCGAAAGCAGGGGUCCAGAGUGGUCACGGGACAGGGGACAGGCUCGCCUCCCACGACACCCCUCAGAAUGCCGGACCUCCAUCAGAGCAGGGCCAGGGUCAUGUGGCCAGGAGGAAUCUGCAGGUGGACGUGGGCGGCAGCAGGACUGGGAGGUCCCCUUCUGUGUCCCCAGACCGAGGCAGCCACCCCACCUCUCCUUACUCUGUGCCUCAGAUUGCGCCCAUGCCCAGCAGCAAGCUGUGCCCCGUCUGCAAAACAACCGACCUGACGGGCGCCGGUGAUGACAACGUCAACACCUGCACACAGUGCCGCUCCACGGUGUGCAACCAGUGUGGUUUCAACCCCAACCCUCACCUCACAGAGGUGCAAGAGUGGCUCUGUCUGAACUGUCAGAUGCAGAGGGCGCUGGGGAUGGACAUGACCACACCGCGCUCCAAGAGUCAGCAACAUAUACACUCUCCUUCUCAUCCAGCCAAACCAGAACUCAAACCCGUAGCUUCGAGUCAGCCUGCAACCCCGACACACGCCCCCCCUCAGUCCCAGCCUCCAGCAUUGGCUCGCCCAGUGCCUGGCCCUAUCAUACAGACUGGUCCAGCUGGCCCGAGUCAGCAUCAAGUUAGGCUCCCUCCAGGGGCAGUCCCUCUUCCUGGCAUGGCAAAGGCCCCAUCCCAGCCUGAUCUGUCCCGCAACUCUCCUGCCCACCUUCCACAGCACCCCCGCCAGGACCAGACUCGCAGUGCGGGGAGCUCUCCUUCACGACAGCCCCCCCCUCCAGAGCAGACUUUUGGGAAGUUGUUUGGCUUUGGUGCAUCUCUCCUUAACCAAGCCAGCACUCUCAUAUCUGAGACUACUCAACCCCAACCACAACCCCCCAAACCAUCCCCCAAACCAGGAGGACCUCCUGGUCCUGGUCCUGGACCUCAGGCUGCACAACAAGGGCCUCGUGCCCCUGCUCAGCAGCAACAACAGCAUCCUGCUCCACAAGCCUCCAAGCCCAAAGCGUGUUGUCCUCUCUGCAAGACAAACCUCAACGUAGGCGACACAGCAGACCAACCCAACUACAACACCUGCACACAGUGCCACUCCCAAGUGUGCAACCUGUGUGGAUUCAAUCCCACCCCCCAUCUAGUCGAGAAGAAAGAAUGGCUGUGCUUGAACUGCCAGACGCAGAGGGCCUUGUCAGGAAGCUUGGGAGAUAUCCCAGCUCCUGCUGCACACCCCGUUGGAUCCUCCCGACCACCUGCAACAGCUAAUCAACAACCCUCUCAGCAGAAAGGGCCCAAUCAACUCUCAGGGUCUAGGCAACAACUGCAGAAACCAGCGGGUCCCCAAGAUUCCAACAAAUCAAGUACGCAGAGUUUAAGUGACACUGGAUACUCUUCAGAUGGAAUCUCCAGCUCUCAAGGGGAAAUUAUAGGCCAGAUCCGAGAAGAAGGAAUAAAGCUGAGUGAAAGAGGUGCUUCCAUCCCCUCAGAAAUCACCAAGCUAGAAAGCUCAAUGAAGCCUCUGCUAGGGUCAAAGACCACCUCAGAUCAUAAGCUCAGGCCACAUUCACUGUCAGUUGGACAGGGCCGGGACUACAAUCCUGAGGAUGAUGCAGCAAGGGAUGAAUCAGAGGAUGACCUCAGUUGUAAGCUUCGCCAUGAUUAUGUGGAGGACAGCAGUGAAAGUGGUCUCUCGCCAUUGCCAGUAAGACAAAAGAAGUCGCAUAAAGAAAUAACAGAUGAGGAGUUCAUGAGGAGGCAAAUUAUGGAGAUGAGUGCUGAUGAAGAAGAGAUGGAGGAAUAUGGAAACCAGAAGCCUAAAAAGGGACAUCGAACCAGUGGGGAUGGAAGCAAAGAGAGACGACGGCUCUCCCACCAUUCUAGUAGUUUUGAGGAUGACACCAAGGGAUCAGAGGGCGCAUACAAUGCCAAUGAAGAGGAAGAUGUUGUAAUGGCCGGAGGUCUUCGACGCUUUAAGACUAUUGAGCUGAAUAACACCAACCGAGACAUGGAACUCAGUACCGAACAUGACCUACGAGAACCAGAGCUGGAGAUGGAGAGUCUGACUGGUUCUCCAGAGGAGCGGUCCAAGGGGGAAUAUUCAUCAACUCUGCCUGCCACCACUCCCAGCUACACCUCUGGAACAUCCCCCACAUCUGUAUCAUCCAUGGAGGACGACAGUGACAGUAGCCCUAGUCGCAGGGCAAGACUAGAAGAGGCAAAGCAACAGAGAAAAGCUCGACAUCGUUCUCAUGGGCCACUGCUGCCCACAAUAGAGGACUCAUCUGAGGAGGAUGAGCUCAGAGAAGAGGAAGAACUACUUAGAGAACAGGAGCAGAUGAGAGAUCUAGAGCAACAGAGGAUCAGAAGUACUGCUCGAAAAACAAAAAGGGAUAAAGAGGAGCUACGGGCACAGAGACGCAGAGAAAGAUCCAAAACUCCCCCCAGUAAUCUUUCACCCAUUGAGGAUGCAUCGCCAACAGAAGAACUGAGACAGGCUGCAGAGAUGGAGGAGCUUCACAGAUCAUCUUGUUCUGAAUACUCCCCAUCUAUGGACUCUGAGGCAGAGGGCUUUGAGAUGAUUGGUGGAAAGCUUUACAAAACAGGAAAUGAAUAUAACCUCCCAACCUUCACUUCACUCUACUCUCCUACAGAAAAGACAUCAGCAAUCUCACCAUCUGAUAAAACACUAAAAAGUGCAGAGGAGGUUUAUGAGGAGAUGAUGAAGAAAGCCCAGCUUAUGCAGAGGCAAGGACAGACAGUUAAUCAGCAGAAAGGUGCCUCUCAGCCUGAUGGUAAACAUCACCUUGAAGCAGGAGCUGUCCUAACCCCUGGCUCAAGUCCAACACAAGUAACUGCACCAAUGUCCUUUUCGACAUCAGGAUGUGAUCCAAGAAUCCCAGGAAUUCAUGCAGCACAGCAUCUUUCGAAAGAAACACAAAAUAGGAUGAUGACACAGAGUGCCAAAAUUGAAGGCGUUGUUGGAGUUGCCCCAACCAAACCCCAAGUCAGUCAGACUGCCCCAACUCGACAAACCGGUAGCACAGUCCCUGCCGGCAGCAGAGCAGGCACUCAGAGGCCAACACAGGCAUCAGCUGACUCUGGCACAUCCUCCCUAACCUCCAAAGUCUUUUCCCUUUUCAAAGGUUCUAGUCCCCCAGUUUCCCCCACCACUUCUCCAGCACAAAGUCCAACACAUAUGCCAUCUGUGCGACCCACUGGUGGUAGUGGUAGGCAGCUGCCUACCUUGCCUGGUGGUCCUACAUCAGCUACAGCCUCCCAAGGAGCUCAGGUACCUCAAAGAGCAGUUUCCCCACGCCUUGCCCGACAGCGGUCCUCUCAAGAUUCACCAGUGAUGGUAAUAACUCUAGGCUCUGAAACAACUAGUCAAACAAAGCCACUAACUGUAAAUUCUUCCACUUCCCCUUUGUCAUCACCAACACAGGUCAGUUGUAAAACAUUGUAUAGCUCCCAGCCUUCUUCAACAAGUUCUCCAACAUCACCACAAAUGUAUCCAUUGCAGCAGUCUCCUAGACAUUCUUCACAGAUGGUUCAAAGUUUUGAAAAAGUAAAUGUUGGCAUUAGCACAGUGACCGCAAGUACACAUGGUCGUGGAUCUAUGGAAAAUAUAUCUAUAUGUAACAUUCAAGGAACUUCAAGGGUUAUGGGUCAGGGCCAAACACAUCCAAGCGGACAUGUAGUGGAUUUGAGAGCCCAAGUGAGGCCUGCCCCAAUUAUAAUGACAGACCAGGGGAUGGACCUAACAUCCCUUGCCACUGACACAAGAAGAUACUCUUUAGGAGCAGAGCAGCCAUCUAGUCGACACACAGCAGUGCAAUCUCUUAUUAUGAACCUAAAUUCCCAAGAGCAACCACAUGUCUCUGUAUCUACACCGACCACAGUUAGUGUCACAGUUACAGGUUCUACAUUCAUGCCAUCCAAGCAUCCAGUGGUGUAUGGAGAUCCUUUGCAAAAUCGAAUGGAUCUGGGGCAAGGGGUUGGAUCAGCUGUUUGUUUAACUCAGAAUAAGCCUCAGAUUACUGACCCAUCUAUUCCCAAAAUCGAUGCCUGCCUGGAGAACCUAGGCAUACAACAGCAACAAUUGCAGUUACAGCAGCAGAAGCUCCUGCAGCAGCAACAACUUCUUGAGCAGCAGCUUCAGCAGCACCAUCAACAAUCCUCCUUUGCUCGUUACAAUUUAGCUAAUCAGGUCCAGCCACUGUUAAUGAAAAAAGACCUUGUAGUGAGCCAGACAAGCAAUAACCAGUCUGUAGUGACUACGAGUGCCAUACCUAGACUAUCCCCCCCAGCUCCCCCUUCAGUGUCUGGGGCUACUGCUUCUAAUACUCCCCAGGACAUGUAUGGAGGAGUUGCCUUAGAGCUAAAAAAUAAGCCUACAGUAAUGAACUUAUCCACAGGCAAACCCCAUGUUAUGAUGGUGCAAAUUGAUGAGAGUAACACAUCACAGGGCAGCACAGUGACUCAACUGGUAAAACACGAGGAACCUCCUCCCCCUCCUCAGGUCUUGGAUCUCACGGGCCAGAUUAAACCAGAAAACCAAGUGGCUUGUUGUGAUGUUGUUUACAAAUUGCCCUUUGCUGGAUCCUGUUCAGGGUCAUUCUCUCAGACAACAGCGGUAUCCUCUGAUAAAACCCCCACCACUGAAACCUCUCAAGCAGCCCACGCUCCCCAUCCACCACACUACAGCCAACAAAAACACCAGCCACCUCAAGCAACACAAGGAGUGACAGAGGACAAUAAACCAUAUCAACCACCUUUGGUUCCUUUUGGAAGAAUACAACCCUCAAUGUCUGACAAUAAUCUCCCUUCCAUGCCUGAUGCUGGUCACUAUACAAGCAACGUCCAGGGGGGUCUUGCAGUAGAUCUAAGUAGCAUGAAUCAGGCUUACGAUGGAUAUAUGGGCAUUGGAGCUCAGUAUGGUUCUUUCACAGACUUGCGUCACCAAGGGGAUUUUACUGCCCCUUCAUUACCCCUUCGCCGAUACGGCUCCAUGUCAAAUAUUAAUUCAGAUUAUGCCUUCACUUCACGUGACCUAUCAGGACCGCAAGACUCCAAUCUGGCUCAUUACAGUGCAACCACCGCUAGGGAAAUUAGUCGCAUGUGUGCAGCUCUAAACUCACAGGACCACUACGGCAGCAGGUAUGGAAAUAACCCUGAAGUGGUAGCAUAUGGGGCUGGAAGGGGUGGACCUUUAGCUAGGCUUAAUCUACAGCAAAGCUUAGCGUCAAUAAGAGCAAACCUACUGUAUGGCCCCGAUGGAAGACCAACGGCAAAUGGCCAUACCCUAACAAACUUAAUAAAUGCUAGACAAGCAAGUAUCCGCGCCUUGUACCCUGCUGCUAUGAGGGGAGGUGAUGGUAUGAUAUAUUCCACAAUAAACACUCCUAUCGCCUCUACCUUGCCAAUUACCACACAGCCUUCCUCUGUUCUGCUACCCAUGCCUAGAGGAAUUUAUAGACCAUACCCUACAGGUGUUACAGCUGUACCAUUGGCUAGUCUUACCAGGUUGCCUCAAGUGGCUCCUAGAAUGCCUCUGUCCACACAGGGACCAUAUUCUUACCCUGCUCCGAGUCAGUAUUCGAUUUCAGUUUCACCAUCAGGAAGUGUGACUGCUGCAAGCAGCUCACACCAAGAAAGUCCAAUGUACCUUGGAAAGCCUUUAACUACAGUUGCACCGCAAACUGCUGCCCCCAUGUCACCAAGCCAACCAGCAGCCCACUUAGGAGCACAAAAUCUACCAGCACAUGGUUUGCAAACCCUAGCAGAUCAGCAGAUAGACCACAAUCAAUGUGCUGCAGCUCUUUCUCAUGCUCAAGGCCAACAUCCAUCUGUCCAGCCAGUUCAGGCUCAAAUGCAGCCACAGCGGUUACCUGCUCAAACUGAACCUUUGUCUUUGACUCAAACCCAACCUCAAAUUCAAGCCAUCAGUCAACAGCAACCAUUAGUUCUGCCUCAGGGCCAACAAGUGACACCCCAAGGUACUGCCCUUACACAGACGGCCAUACUUUCUCCUCCCAUAGAUGAACAGAAAAGUAAGGAAGAUGAGAAACUUAGUCAGCAACAAGAGCAUGUGCUGCAGCUAGAGCGAGAGAGAGUUGAACUGGAAAAUGUACGGCAGCUGCGCCUACACGAGGAGCUUGAAAGAGAUCGCAUGGAGCUCCAGCGCCACAGAGAAAAAGAACAAUUAAUUGUUCAGCGUGAGAUGCAAGAACUGCAGACAAUCAAACAGCAAGUACUACACCAACAACAAGCAGAGCGGGAGACGCAACUUAUUAUGCAAAGAGAACAACUAGCCCAACAAAGAAUGCAACUUGAACAAAUUCAGUCCCUUCAGCAUCAGCUCCAGCAGCAACUGGAGGAGCAGAAAAGGCAAAAGACGGCAGCAGUGGAGACAGCAGCUGCUGCUGCAGCAGUAGAGGCAGCAUCAGCAGCGGCAGCAGCAGCUACAUCUGCCCAGAGUGCUAUUCAAGGGGUAGUUGUUGGAGGAGGGGCCCCUCAAGGAUUCAUUAUAUGUGAUCAGAGUGGAAGAGUUAUUCAACAAGAAGGACAGAGUGUUCAAUUUUGGCAGGAUGGACAUGUUGUCCAAGCCGUGAUGGCCGCUCGUCCUAUUCAUAGUUCAGCCUCUGAAAUGUCUUUGAGGAGCAGCGACAAACAGGCUGAUUCAAGGAUUAUGAAAAAGCAGAAUUCAAUGCCUCGGCUGAGGGAUGGCGCAGAGGAGGACUCAGUGAAGAGGAUUACAGACAGCUGUGUGCAAACAGAUGACGAAGAUGGGGAGGACAGAUUCAUUAACAGGCGUAGGAGAACAAGGCGUAUUGCGGACUGUAGUGUGCAAACUGAUGAGGAGGACCAGGGAGAAUGGGAGCAGCAACCAGUGAGGCGCAGGCGAUCACGUGUAUCCAAACACUCUGAAUCCAGUGGUGAGACUAAAUCAGAAGGGUCAUCUAAAGUGGCUUCUGCAAGUAUAGCUAUCCAGACCACAAAUGAUUCCUCAUGCCAGACAGAGUCAGAACAGCUAGGCAGAAUUUCACCUGCAAUCCACAUAACAAUGGCAGAGACCUCAAAGGUUGACCUGUUACAUUAUAUAGCCGCCCCUGAAAGAACCCACAAAGGAGAGAGUUUGGCCUGCCAGACAGAACCAGAGUCUCAUUCUCAGGGUGUGGUCACCCCUCAACUGAGUGUCCCUACAACAAUCAGUCCAUACUCCACCAGUCUGCAUAUGGUAGGUGCAAACACAUCAGAUCAAACCUCUCCUAGACUCCAAGGAGUUGCUAAGUUUGAGAGGAGGAAACCAGAUCCCCUGGAAAUUGGCUAUCAGCAGCAACAAAAUGAGUCUCCAUCUCGCCACCCCCCAAAAUCUCCCCAGGUGCUAUACUCGCCUGUGUCUCCAUUGUCUCCUCAUCGUAUGUUAGAGACAACGUUUGCCUCCCAGGAGAAACUCAACAAGGCCCAUGUUACACCCCAGCAGAAGGCCUUCACUGCUGAAUCACCUCAACGCCACCAGACUCUACCAAGACCCAUAAAAAGUGUGCAGCGCUCCAUGUCAGAUCCCAAGCCUCUCAGCCCAACAUCAGAGGAUCCUGCCAAGAACAGGUUUUCACCAUAUCAUCAGCAAGCUGUAUCCAACAGUCAGCAGAUGGUCUCCCUGCAGCAGCAGCAGAACUCUCUGAUGAGGAAAAUAAAGAGGACUCUCCCCAGCCCCCCUCCAGAGGAAUCUCCGCUCCCCAUCGUUACUCCAGCACAAAUGUACAGCUCUCCUGGCAUGCCCCAGAGGGUCCUACCCAGACCCUCUCAGGGAGUCACCAAGGCCGGCUUGCUGAGUGAACUGAAAGCUGUGGAACAAGAGUCAUCAAAGCUGCGAAAGCAACAGGCCGAACUGGAGGAAGAAGAGAAAGAGAUUGAUGCCAAGCUGCGUUACUUGGAGCUAGGCAUCACCCAACGUAAGGAGACCAUGGUGAAGGAGAGAGAGAGGAGGGACAUUGCUUACAUGAGAUGUAUGGGUGAUGCUCGUGACUACAUGUCAGAUAGUGAGCUCAAUAAUCUCCGGAUGGCAGCUGCAACAGCAACCUUUGAUGCUAAUGGCUUGCUGACAAGGCCCAGCACUGCACCACUGAGUCAGUUUCCUAAUGACCUCAAUGCAGCCCCUCAGUAUCCCUCAACCUCCUCUUAUAUGUCUUAUUCAUACCCACAAAGUCAACCAUCAACACAGCAGCCAAGUGCAGCUUACCAACAGAUAGGCUUUCAACCUCCCCAGUACCCUUCAUCCUCUGCACCUCAGCCAGGAACCUUCCAGCCCCACCCCCCUCCAGGCCCUGGCUACCAGAAUCAGGGAACAUACCCCUCCCGCAUGUAUGCCCAGCCCUCCUACCAGACAGACCUUGGCAUGCAGCAGCAUGGUCACCAGGCCUUCCAUCAGCCUGGUCAACCCAUGCCAGGCCAGGGUCUUCCCUACCCCAGCCACAGCUCUUACCAACCUGGCCUCCCCUACCAGCCCCAGGCAGAGAUCCUUACAGUACAUCAAAGACCAAGGCAAACAUCUUUGGCAGACCUUGAGCAAAAACUCCCAACCAACUAUGAGGUCAUUAGCAACCCAGCAGUGUCAGUGGCAACAUCAGCUCCAGACAGCAACUUUGCCAAUGCAGUCUACAACAAUGCCUAUGGACAGUACCGCCACCCUGAGCCUGGUUUGACUCACCCUGUAGAGAGUCCCACCUCUGCCUAUGCUCCAGAUGGUCUCUACACCUCAAACCUAGAGCAGAAUAUUCCAAGGAACUAUGUCAUGAUUGACGACAUCAGUGAGUUGACAAAAGAGAACACUAACCAGCCCACUGAUGCUUUAGGUCAUCCUGUUGGAGGCCGGUAUCGCACUGAGAACGGCCCUGCCCGUGGGAGCUCCUAUGGUAGGCCUGAAGAUGAGCCUGUUGAUGUUUACGGCAGACCUACAGGAUCAACAGGUUACCAAAGCACUGUAGACAGUCGUACCACCACCACAGUGAGUGGAGGCUCUUCAUAUUACUAUGAUGAUUAUAAGCAGUCAUCACGGAGCACCCCCAGUAGCCACAAACUUACACCUAAGAAUCUUGCCCCAGCUGUAGUCUCCUCUAAACGCAGUAAGCACAGAAAGCAGGGCAUGGAGCAGAAGAUCUCUAAAUUCUCCCCAAUUGAGGAAGCACGGGAUGUUGAGUCUGACCUUGCCUCUUACACAAUGACAACAUCAACAGGAGGCAGUUGUACGGUUGUAUCCAGAUCCAAGAAGGUUCAGGACGAUAUGACCUACGGGAUGAAGAAAAACGCGUAUGACCAGCAGAAAUAUUAUGGCACCAGUCGUGAGGGUCUUGAGGAAGAGGACCGCAUGUAUAGCUCUGGAAGGUCCAGGUCUACUGGAUAUGGCAUGGACAAGAUUUCCUCCAGAGAUGCCACAGGCCACAGGAGUAAAUCUUAUGAAAGAGAUGCCAUGGAGCGGUCUCAGAGAGGCAGUCGCAGUGGAAGGCCUCCGAUGCGCAACCAAAAUUCAGAAGAGGAGAGCCCACUCAGUCCUGUUGGGAAGCCUGUAGGCAUGGGAAGAACCGACGACACACCGGAAGCCCACGAUGUGAGGAAUCAGUAUGGCUCCAGCCAUUCAUUGCCAGACGUUCAGGACCACCACAAGAAGGACCUGCCCAGGAGUCAUGUCUAUAAACCAGAUGACCCUUACCUUGUAGAUGACAGUCACUGUGCUGUUUCUGACAGUGAAGCCUAUCACCUGGGCCAAGAAGAAACUGACUGGUUUGAGAAGCCACGGGAGGCCCGUUCUGAUCGCUCAAGACAUCACGGAGGUGGAAGUCACUCAUCCACCGGUAGGCGUAGUAAACACACCUACCAUGAUUAUGAUGAACCUCCAGAGGAAUACUGUCCUCAGGAUGACUACAGUCAACAGCGCCACCCCACCUCCACCUCCACCUCGUCACGCGACCACCGUCACCACGGCAGCAGCUCUGGCAGACAUAACUCUUCUCGCCACUCCACGGAAGACCCAAGGUCCUCCCGCCCUUCUAGGACACAUCUCAAAGAUCCUUCUGUUCGCCCCGACGGGAGAGGCUCUUCGUCUGCACAAAGGAGGAGUGGUCCAGACUCCCGUUCUGCCCAGGGAAGCCCACGGAAUUCAGGUGAAUUCUCUCGUGAUACAGCCGCAGGACAUCACCACGGUACUGGAGGAAGGAGCCAGAGACCGCAAGGAGAUCGCACAACCUCCAAGAGGCAGGAUCCAUCUGCAGCAGGGUUUAAACCACAGCAGCAGCCCCCUCCGGGCCAUGCUGGUCAGCAACGGUCAGGCAGUCAGAGUCAGACUGGGAGACAUCCAGGCUCUGAACCACUUAAUGGCACCCCACCACCCCAGCAACAGGGUGCACAACAACAACAACAGCAACAACCACAACAACAACAACAACAGCAACAGCAACAACCACCACUGCAACACAACCAGACCGCUCCGACCAGCCAACCCAACACAACUGCUGCAGGAGCUGGACCAGCACAACAGCAGCCUAAAUCCGGCCAAACCCAACCUCAGGGACGCCAGCCCGGAGUCGGGUCUGCAACUGGGCCGCCAGCUACCACAGCAACAAAGAUGGAUACUACACCUGCACCUGCAGCUGCAGCUACUGGAAUGAAACCUACAGCAGGAGUUCCAACAGCACCUCAGCCUACAAAAAUAGCUACACCUCCUCUGACGGGCAUUGGCUCCAAGGCCGCGCCUGUUGGAAUUGGUAGCAAACCCGCAGGUAUAGGCAUCGCUGCGCCAGGACAGCCACCUGCCGAGGGGGACAAUGUUCUGACCAAAAUGCUGCAGGGAGGUGCUGCAGAGCAGGCGGGAAAACUUGGAGAUGCUUUGUCUGGACUUGGAAAGAAGUUCACUUCAUUGUGGUGAAGUGAUUAGUGGAGGGGUAUGCCGAUUUGAAAUUAGAUAGAUUGGUACAUUUGUUCUUGAAAAACCUAUGACUGCAUUAAAAACAUUUCACAUAACAGGAAAUAAAGGAGGGGAGAUCUUAGUGCAUCAAGCUGGAAAACAAAGGAUGCCUUGUCAGCACUGAAUCUCUAGACAUGAGCACACGAUUGAGUUGAAUUAAAUGAGGGCAAUCGCUUCGUCAGCACGAUGUUACGAGACAUGAGCGGAGGCCUGCAGGAGGCCUGGAAGUAAAUGGAGGCCUUUGCAUGACUAUAGUCCCAGAAUGAUUACCGUGGAGACUUUUGGAUGCUUCAGUGGAGGACAACAACGGUCGAUAAUGAGGAUGCAGUGAAGCGGAGGAGAGUGGGGGGAGGAGGACUUGAAUUUGCUUCCCCCUCCUCUUCUAGAAAAAAGUCUCCUGGGAUCUAUAUGACAGUAAAAGGCUUGAUGAGAGAGGCACCUGGAUAUCAUAGGAGAAAUUCUGCUCUGCCGUGCUUGCCCCUCUUUAAAUCAACUCAACAUAGGAAGCGUUGCAGCACCCUCUACAGGGAUUUCUAUGGAACACAGCUCAUGUUUGAGGACUCCUGGUGAGGAUGUUUGAUUCUACGUUCAUCCCCUCAGAGCCUUUUCAUACAAAAAAUAUAUAAAAAGAAGGAAGAUUUUCCAUAGGUUUUGCUUGCACCAAAAAUACCAAUCUCAACCCACAGGAAUGUCGCAUAUCUGAAGAAGACAAUGUGUAUCACGGCAACGACAACGACAACCAACCUUAUGACUCCACUACAACCCUUGAAUGUUUGGUUUUCUCUGGUCUCUGCAGUACAUUCCAGUUUAGGGAAUUUUACCCUUUCUUUGAAUGUGUUUUUAUUUUGUCCUCUUUUCGUUUUUUGAUGUCUACAGAAUGCGUUGUGUAAAUGUGGACACCAGAAUGCACGCACAAAUAUUAGAAAAACUGAAAAAAAAAGAAGCCCAUUUUUUUUCACCACCUAUGAGAUGCCACUAGUCAUUAGCUUUAGUUUUAGGGGAAGGGAUUUACUACCAGUGUGCCCACAAAUGUGUGAGAUUCACACAGAUGAGAGGACCAAAUGAAAGAGUGGCCACGGCUCUUUAUUAGCCAUCGCAAAGCCAUCGUUAUCGUCGGCCCCAGAGACUUCUGGGACUUUAUCUGUUUUAUUGUUUGUCUCAUCUUUUUGUUUUUCAUUUUUGCCUGAUAUUUAUUGAAUGGAAGAGCCUUAUUUGUUACAUCUUUUUACCUGUAUACCUCAUAUGUUUUAAAUUGUCCAUAUCACCAUGCAUUUCUUUUUACACAACUGUAUAUUGUAUGUACAUAAAACAAAUCAAAGAUCUAAUGAUGUAAAUUUGUCCUUUGUGUAUUUAUGGAAUCACUUUCUAGUGACUUUCUUUCUUUUCUUUCUUUUUUUUUGCUGUUCUGUGUUUUUUUUGUUGGUAAAACUAUAUUUUUCACUUUUGAUUUGUUUGAAUCUGUUUUCUUGCAUCAAAUUAUUUGCUUGUUUGUUUUUAAAAGCAAUAGCAUGCAGAAAAUGGUAUAUAGCACAAUGGUAUAAAUAUUGUUUCAAUUUGCGAAGGGAACUUAUCAAACACUUGUGUCGAUAAAUAGCCGUAAUACAAUUUGUCAGAGGGUUUACAACCACAGUACCAUGUCCAGACAUGCAUGUUUUGUGCAGAUGCAUUAGAGCAUGCAAGACAGGUGCGAUCACACAGACUCUCUCUCUCUCUGUGUCUCUUGCAAACACAUAUGCACACACACACACACACACACAUACUGUACACGUUACGGUCUUUGCAUCCUAUAGUUACACCUCAAAGCCAAGGUUAAUCGAGUUCUCCACCGAACAGACCUGUUAACCUCCUGCAGAUCGAUGUGGUUACCAAUUCACCAACAAGAUGAUCUCACUAACAAGCUGGGCCCACUGCCUCUAUUUGUGCAAAGACACACGUACACACACAUACAUUUGCACACACAGACACACAAAUACAUACAGAUAAAGAAGAGGAUGAAAGCAAUUAUCAAUUUAAAUGUUCUAUGCAAUGACUCAUUUUGAACCUGGAAGUGAUUCAGCCGAAAACAGUUUAUUAUCAUCAUUGUAUUCACAAGAAAACAACAAAAUUAUGAGCUAAAACAGUAAAAAAAUAAAUAAACAAGGUCAUGAAAAUGUUUUUACUUAGCAACUUGUCUGUAUGAAUUUGAAUAUUGAACUAGAAUUGUUUUUAUUUUUGUGGCAUGUAUACUCACCCCUCACACCCCACACGGGGGACUUGUUGCCAAAGGGUAAACUGUGUAGACUGUUGGUUUUGAAUGUCCAUCAUCAUGUUGCUUUGAAGCAUGGGUUUGCUUGGCUUUGUCUGGCUGUUCGUAAGCCCUCAUUCAGUUCUUGUGCGUUUUGGCUGACCGGGGCUCCUCAGUGUUUGGCUUGCAGUGACUGUCCAUGCGGCUGUAAACCUGUGAUUCAGAUGGUCAGCACUUCUCAUUAAUACGUGUCAAUGUACAUAAUGGGUGUCAGUAUAACCUGUGGGGUCAAUGGAAUGCUACUAUCAGAUGUCUCUUUCUUGAUUAAAACACUCAGAAGCAGCCAAGCCAUGGGACAGGUGCAUGAUUUGAUCAUAUAUUCUUGGAAUUUGUACCUGUAUAAAAAAAAAGAGAAAAAAAAGGUAAGGCAUGAUUUCACUAUGGUUUUUUAAACCUUGACUUUCACGGGCCAACAAAGAGAAUAUUGAUGAGUAAAAUGUUGAGAAAGCCUUUCACAAAUCAGGGCAUGCCAUUUGGAAAGCACAAGCCUGAUUGGUAGAUAUAAAUAUAGAGGUUUGCUUGCGUAAGGAUGCCUCCAGCUGAACAGUGUGAGAACUGCGUCAGAACAAGAGGUGAAGGUGCUAGCUGGUCGAUAUGAGAUGCACGAGACAAAACAUCCUUUAGUGCAGCUGUCCGGAUUGUCAGAAAGGCAGACAGACACACAUUCUUACUGUAAAUACAAACUCAUUCUACUGUACAGCUUUUGAGUUCUGAGUACGGCCGUCAUGUGCAUCCCCAUGCCGUAUUUGCUGCCAACUUUUGUGUAUAAAAAUAAUAUUUAUUACCACGAUGAUGAUGAUGAUGAGAAAGCUAUUGAUGAUGAUGAUAAUUACUAUUAUUGCAUAAGCAUAGUAUAUGUGGCUGACUCAUAUUGACUGUUUACAACAGUGGAACAAAAACAUGUAUUCCGAAACAUCUGGUCUGUGUAGAGUUUCUAUACAUAUUGUUCAUUGUAAACAAGACAAAAAAGAAAAACCUCCAUGGCAUCAGCAGAGUACAAUGCCUUUGUCAGACUAUAAGGAGGUCUUUGAUUUGAUGGGUGUGAUCUGCGAGGUGAUGAGGAUCAUGGGAAGAAGCUGGCAAAAAAAAGACACAAAAAAAAAAAUCUGGAAAAUGUCAUUCACUGUUGUAAGUGCAAUGGGCAAAACGUCAGUCGUGUAUCCAUUGUGAAACCUUGUGUUCUAUUCAGUGUAUUCCUGUAAACAGAGUAAAUUUUGGUGCAUCAUGUCAAGUAAUGUGAUUAAUGAAAAAUAUUGACCCUGCAAUUUCCAAACAGAGAAAAGAAUAAAAAGAAAAUGAAUAUAU
Messenger RNA from Limanda limanda (common dab), 14746 nucleotides. It is a transcript of the gene bsnb, whose product is annotated as bassoon (presynaptic cytomatrix protein) b. Bases 1 to 11118 code for a protein of 3705 amino acids. Gene Ontology annotation, molecular function: structural constituent of presynaptic active zone; metal ion binding. The transcript is spliced from 14 exons. Gene Ontology annotation, cellular component: cytoskeleton of presynaptic active zone; GABA-ergic synapse; glutamatergic synapse. The record is from RefSeq and is a predicted model, not a curated record. Gene Ontology annotation, biological process: presynaptic active zone assembly; protein localization to synapse. Lineage: Eukaryota; Metazoa; Chordata; Actinopteri; Pleuronectiformes; Pleuronectidae.